Phlebotomus argentipes is the source of this 2585-nucleotide messenger RNA. RefSeq names its product adrenodoxin-like protein 2, mitochondrial (gene Fdx2). The record is from RefSeq and is a predicted model, not a curated record. The transcript is spliced from 2 exons. Lineage: Eukaryota; Metazoa; Arthropoda; Insecta; Diptera; Psychodidae. The coding region runs from base 203 to 685 and encodes 160 amino acids. Gene Ontology annotation, molecular function: 2 iron, 2 sulfur cluster binding. Gene Ontology annotation, biological process: P450-containing electron transport chain; positive regulation of oxidoreductase activity. Gene Ontology annotation, cellular component: mitochondrion.
UGCCUGCAGUUGGCGCCACAGUCACUCCACUGUCACUUCGCCCGAAAGAGAGAGUUUCAGAAGAACUCCCGUCGUGAUAUUUCCCAGGGAAUUGCGAUUGCAAUUAGUAUAUCUUAUCAGGUGCUGAUCAGCAGACGUCUCCAGUCUGCCCAUCAUUCUGCAGAUAAGUGUCUUAGCUGUUGGUUGUCUUCUGGCCGUCAAGAUGAGUCUUCGUCUGCCGCAAACACUGUCAAUCAUCUCCAGGUACGUCCGGAAGGUGCCUGUGAGAUCCUCGACGUUCCCGCGGAGAUCCUUGGACACCAGCGUCAAGGGACUCUCCACAGGACUGCCAAAGUUGGACAAGGAAGAAAUUGACGUGACAUUCGUGAAGGCGAAUGGGGAGCGGAUAAAGACCAAGGCCAAAGUGGGGGACACUCUCCUGGACACUGUGGUGAACAACAGUAUCGACCUGGAGGGAUUCGGGGCGUGCGAGGGAACGCUCACUUGCUCCACGUGCCAUCUGAUCUUCAAGCAGAGCGACUUUGACGAUCUGCCGGAGAAGCCCAGCGACGAGGAGCUGGACAUGCUGGAUCUGGCCUACGAUCUCACGGACACGUCGCGCCUAGGCUGCCAAAUCACCCUCAGCAAGGCCAUGAAUGGCCUCGAGGUGCAAGUUCCGGCCACAAUCAACGACGCCCGGAAAUAGCAGCGACUCCAGGAUCUGCUGGACAGCAGAGUUGCCAGUAACAGGAAUUCAAUGAGCUAUGAAGGAUCAACAUCCAGAUCAACAGACUUACCUCUCUCAGCGACCAACUAAUCCAAUGGGAAGAAAACCACUGAUUUUCCUCCCUCCGGAAGAAGAUCAAGUGUUGAGUGCAAAAGAAAACUUUAUUUUCAAUCGUGUUAAUUCACUUUAUUUGACCAUUCUUUUUGUUAUCAGUGAAUAUAGAAAAUACUUUUUAUUACAAGAAAAAAAAAUCACUUGCUUUGCAUUCUGGCUGCUGUGCAGAUUCGCCGACGAUCCUCAGUUGUGUGGAAAAAGAUCCUGCAAAUAUCAGCUUACCUUUGGCGCUGUGUUCCCUCCCAAACAAAAAAAUAGUCUUGCUGUAACCUUGCCUAAAUUGUGUUAUCAAUUCAAGGGUCGACUGAUAAACUCAUGAUUUUUCAUCUCUUCAUACGUUCACUUUAUGUGCUCAAAAGACUUUUUGUAAAAUUAUUACACAUUCUUUUUCGAACGUGUAACAACAGAAGUGCACUUUUAUUUAUCAGCGAUGGAAAAAAGCUGAAAUUCAUCCUAUUUAUCGAUUUUCAAAAUGUUUCCUUAUCACAACAGAAAUUUACUGAUUUCAUUAUCACAUUACUGCAAAUCAUAAUGAAACAGCGAAAACCAACUUUUUUGUGCAGAUUAAUAUAGAAAAAGUGUGUAAUAUUUUACUGAAAAUGACUGAAUAAUUAUUAUCAACUUCAAUCUCCGCUUUCCAUUUGGGUUCGUCAAAAUUGAAGCACAUUUCAAUCAAAUAAAACCUCAUAGAAAAUUGCUCGUGCCUGAAAUAAUAUCCAUUUCUCCUCUGGUCACAAAAGUACAACAAGCAAAAGCACAUAAUAUAGUGCUGAAGAAAUUUGUUAACUUGUGAUGCAAGUGAGCAAGAAAAAUGCCUCAACUUGGUGAACGUACAAACAAUCAAUUAUGUAAUAUGUUCUCCUCUCAUUGAGAUGAAUGAGAUAUUUUCACCAAUUGAAAAAUUACUUCUUGGCUAUACGCAAAAAAGCCCCAAAACGCCACCCACUCAAUUGUGUGUGUGUAGAAAAUGAUCUCUAAAUAUGUUGCUGCUUGUGCGAAUUCGUGACGUGAACAUUUAAUGCCAUUUCGCUGCAGUGAAUAAGCAAUAAUUGAUGUUCAAGUGAGGAAAAACAUUCAAUUUCACAUGUUGUUUCCAAUGACGAAACGUCAUCUUUUUACUCUUUUUAUCAAUCAACAAGUGCUUCGAAGAUAACCAUUUCUUCCUACUUAUGAAUUUCCCCAUUCUUCCUAAUUGCACCGCUUAUGCAACAAUUAAAAACAUUGUGUGUAUAUUAUUAUGUGAUUUACACAGUAAUAUUUUGAUUUGAACUAUUUAGUAUUUCUUCAUUUUUCCAUACAAUUUUUUUUUCACUUCUAUAUUAUUCAAUUGAAAAAUGUUUCUUUUCAAUGUUUAUGGAAGGAGAAUUUUUUUUUGUAUCAUUGCUAAGAAUUAAAAGUAACUUUUCCCAUUUCAACAAGCGAAUCGAAAAGUAUGAAAAGUCAAAAUAGAUAUUUUUCACUCGCGAUUUGAGAUCAUUAACUUUGUGAUUAUUCGGUCAUUUCUUAAAUUUUUAAAAAUAUUGAUUUAUAUUAUUUAUUUUGAUAAUAUUAUUGGCUUACUAACUUUGGCAAUAAAUAGUGAACUCCUCAAAGGUCAAUUUCGCCUUUGAGAAAUAAAAUCGUAACUACUUUAUGACUUUUAAACGUAAAAAGCUGAUGCAAAACUUGACUCUCGAGUUCAAAUUUUUUUCUCUCCUGGCCAGGAUCACGCCAGGAAGUCAUAAAGUGUGAAAAUAUGUGAGAAACGAGAGAAUAUUAUAUGAAA